Messenger RNA from Cuscuta epithymum, 853 nucleotides. Lineage: Eukaryota; Viridiplantae; Streptophyta; Magnoliopsida; Solanales; Convolvulaceae. The record is from the annotation of a GenBank genome assembly.
UCAUUCCGAGAUGGAUGAUGUUUCUUCGUGAUUCUAAAGAACGUGAAUAUGUACAAUCAGAAGACGAUGUGAUCCAGUUCAAGGAUGUUGAACUUAAGGGGCGCUUCAGUCCCCAUUUUGAACAAAUGAAAAAAAGCAAAUCUUUACCGCUGCUUGUGUUCGCUGGCACCCUUCACCCAGUAGAUUGUUCAAAUGAAGAAGAAUUUCGAAGAGUCAAGUUUUGUGCCAAAUUUGCCUUAUUUCACUAUACUGCAGAAGAGGAAUCAAAGCCUACCCUCCAAUUCAAGGAAAUUGUGGAUGCUAUUAAGAGUGCAACAUCACCUAGUCAAACAUACUAUAUUACUUUCAAAGCCGAAGACACUAUGUCAAGCAACAAAGAGGUUACUUUUUAUGCUCAAGUGUUUGAUCACAUGUCAAAACAUUACUUGAAGCUGGGAUUUUGCAGGGAUGCAUCUGGGAAUAGAGUUAUUCCGCCAGAUUGGGAGUAACCAGAACAUGUAUGUUGGGUGUUACAUGUAGUAAAGAACUUGAUGUUGGCUAGUGGUUGAAUGCUUAGUAGAGUUUUUAUUCCAGGAGGUAACAUGUAAUGAAGAACUUGGCAUGGCUUGUGUAACGACUGUGAUGAAUGCUUAGUAGAGUUUUUAUUCCAGGAGGUAACAUGUAGUGAGGAACUUGGCAUGGCUUGUGUAACCAUCGUGAUAAAUGCCUAGUAGGGUUUUGACCCUAUGUUUCGUAUUUUUAAUACCCGAGUACGUAAUACGUAGUAUAUUUUUAACCAUGUCAAAUUCAAAUGAACCUAUUUGUUGUGAUUUUGGCAAUUAUUAUGCAGUUCUGUUUAGGGAGUGUUUGCGUA